GGGCCUCUUGGAAGCAGACGAGGAAGUCGGGUAGAGAGACUAAGACGAGUGCUGCGUGACGCGGGGCGAUUUCCAGCCUCUCGUCGCUCUGUGCUUUUCUCUCCUGACGGAGACGCGCAUGAGUCUGUGGUGUCGCUGCUUGUCGCGAAGACGCGGAGACCUGCAGAGACGGAUGCUCUUCCAGGAACAGUUUGAACGCAUUAAGACCGUGUACCCGGGUACCAGCUACGUUUGUUUAUUGGAUGGUGACACAGGAGACAUGAUAGCGCAAUCGGAGACAACGGAGGUGAACACGGACGAGUUUACACGCACGAUUAUCAAUCUCAAGGAUGCCGCACUGCAGUUCGCGGCGACGUUAAACCAGAUUGACCCGCAGGUGGUGCAUGUCAGAGGCGCACAGGGCAUGUUUUCCUGCUAUGGCUCUGCUCACAUGAUUUUGGCUUUUUACAGUGAAAUGCCUGGCGUGGGCCUGGAAAUGUUUGACUGCUUCGAAGCCGACAAGAGAAUUGAGCCGAUUACAGGGGAGUUGCACCGAAUUUUGGACGCCAAUCAGGGCAAUAAGCGACGGUAUCGCGCGUAGUUGCUGAUGGCAAAUUCUUGGCACAUCACGUCUUCCCAGUAUGACUGAAUGCAGUUCAAGUGACUCGACGGACACCACCAAAGAGUACAAUAGAACGCUUGUGGAGCGUAAACCCCGAGCU
This is a messenger RNA of Phytophthora infestans T30-4, 701 nucleotides long. RefSeq lists its product as uncharacterized. Lineage: Eukaryota; Oomycota; Peronosporomycetes; Peronosporales; Peronosporaceae. The record is from RefSeq and is a predicted model, not a curated record. The transcript has 4 exons. Bases 119 to 580 code for a protein of 153 amino acids.